CCCGAGGGACGAUGUAUGGACAAGUUGCUUCACCUUUCUUACUGCGGCUCCUCCAUAUAUCAACUAGUAGUGCGCUCCUUGAGCUUCGCCUCCUAGUCCUACGCCUCCACGACUCGAAGCUUAAGUGUGCUCACUUUCCUAUGUUCACGAACCUAUUCUUUCGCAUCCUUCACUAGUCCCUAUCUCCCAACAUUUCAUUUACCCGAUCCUGGAGAAGCCGCGAGCUCGAGGCAGGAACCUCAACCGCAGCUAUGAUGGGCAUCAUCUCCACGACUCUGGCCUCCGUUCUGGCCGGAACCGCUCUGUCGCAGGCAUCUCCAGCUAUCAGGGACGAGUCUGCUACAGAGCGUGUAUGGUCCUCUAUCGCAUGGGUUAUGCAUGGCGACCGGAGUCCUCUCGGUGUACCGGGCUCUCCCCCUAACCUGACUCCCUUAGGUGCUCAACAACUCCUUCGCCGAGGCACAGUUCUUCGCAAUCGUUACAUAGUGGCUGCUCAUGAACCGGAUAGUUUUGACGUUUCCAAGCUCAUCGGAGCCAAGCUCGUGGGCCUAAGCACGAACGCCAUCGACAAUACGCAGCUGGAUGUUCUUACGGGCGCAGACAGUUACAACUUUCACAGUGCUUUGGCCCUCAUGCAGGGCCUCUAUCCCCCGUCAACACGGGUGUUUAAUGGGACAGAUGGUAUAGCAGCUGCCCUUCUUGCCAAUACCAAAAUCUUGGAUUAUCCUCUGGAAGGAUAUCAGUAUCCGGUUAUCAGGUCUCCAUCAGUCGACGACCCUGAAUCUGUCUCGGUUGACGCCAAUAACCUCUGCCCCCAGUAUCUGCACUCUCUGGACAGCUUUGAGAAUGAUACUCAGGUGGAGAAGACCUACAACGAAACACUAGUCUUCUACAAAGCGGAAUGGGAAAGGAUCUUCCACGGCGACAAUAUCGCGUACCCUUUGAAUCUGGCAGACUACCAUCAUGCUUACGCAUUCUACGACCACGUCCAGUACCUCUACGUGCACGACAACGCCACGAAAAGUCAACUCAACUCCACCUUUGUUGAUUACAUGGGCAGUCUCGCAGCUUCAGAGCAGCGUGAAAAGCAUGGGAACUUGACUGUGUCUGGAAAAGACGAAGGCGACAAAAUCCGUGCCGUUGCAGGCCGCACCAUGGCCGGCAAAGUCAUGAAGUGGUUCGACAGCAAUAUCCAGACACAAGGACGCACCAACAAGCUCAACAUGGCCUUCACCUCCAUAGAGCCCUUCUUUGCAUUUUUCUCACUGUCAGUAUUGGUAGAUGGACCAUCCGAUGGCGAUUUCAAGAACCACGUUCCCAACCCGAGCGCGGCGAUGAUUUUCGAGCUCUUCUCCAAAGGCGGCAGCGACUCGGUAUACCCCCCCGAUGAGGAUCUCUGGGUACGGUUUCUCUACGACGACGGCAAAUCCGGCUCCCUUCCACAGGAAUACGCCCUCUUUGGCAACGGGAACUCGCAAUCGGUCAUGCCUCUCGCCGAGUUCAAGCACUCCAUGGGAGAGAUCGCCCUCAAUUCAUCCUCCAACUGGUGCGACGUAUGCGACAGUCCUGCCUCUUUCUGUCUCGUAACCAAAGGCACCACCGGAGGCGACGACGACACAAGCGGCAGCCACGACCCUGGCUCACCCGUCGUCUCCGACGGUGGUAACCGUCUCAAAAUGGACCCCACCAUCGCCGGUGCCAUCGGAGCCGCCUCAGCUAUCGCCGCCAUCGGGCUCGGCUUGCUCGCAGCCACCCUCUGCGCCGGUCUCCGCUUCCACCGAGCCGGCUCGGAGAAGAAACGGGAGCAGGAACGCAUGUUUCGCAUGCUGAAUCUCGGCAGCGCUUACAACAACAAAGGUCCUGAGAACAAUCGGGCGGUACCUGAUGCCGACGUCACGUACGCCAGGAACGGAAUCCGACACGAGCGCGUGGGAAGCUGGGAGAUGCAUAAUGGAUUUGGUACGAACCCGUACAACGGCACGGGCAGCACUCCCACGAGAGGAGGGAGCGGGCUCGAUCGCGUUUAUACCAAUGAUGCGGGGUUUUAUUCGCCUAAGCCCAGCGGCAGCUCGUCGAAGCGGCCGGUGGAGGAGGAUGAUCGGGCGAGUUACUUUGGGGCUGCGCCGGCGAAGCCGAGGGAUUUUACUAAGUGAGUUGAGUGAGUGAGCGGUAUUGGGUGAGCGGUGUUGGAUGCGCACCUUUUCACACAUCCUUUGACCUUCCUUUUUGCAUACCGUCGUCGUUCGUUCGUUCCCUUCCUUUCCGUUUAGUAUCCUGUAUUUCUCUACCUUACAUCCGGUAUUUUGCAUUGGGUUUUGGACAUGGUGUGAGGUUGGAUUAUCAGGAUUCAGGAGGUGGCGUUCAAAGGAAAGUGUGUGGGAGUGGGUUUGUUUACUUUACCCCUUUUUCACUCAGUCAGUCCACAUUGCAAUUGGCGAUCACAGAUCGCCGAGUGCUAUGUAUGGAGCAGUAGGGCUAUGGCGU
Neurospora tetraspora is the source of this 2484-nucleotide messenger RNA. RefSeq names its product histidine phosphatase superfamily. The transcript has 2 exons. Lineage: Eukaryota; Fungi; Ascomycota; Sordariomycetes; Sordariales; Sordariaceae. Bases 252 to 2153 code for a protein of 633 amino acids. The record is from RefSeq and is a predicted model, not a curated record. Gene Ontology annotation, molecular function: phosphatase activity. Gene Ontology annotation, biological process: dephosphorylation.